Messenger RNA from Triticum dicoccoides, 767 nucleotides. RefSeq lists its product as uncharacterized. Bases 241 to 654 code for a protein of 137 amino acids. The record is from RefSeq and is a predicted model, not a curated record. The transcript is spliced from 2 exons. Lineage: Eukaryota; Viridiplantae; Streptophyta; Magnoliopsida; Poales; Poaceae.
GGCUGCAGUUCAAGCCAUUUCCGGGUGGCCCUGGUAGCCCGUGACAGAGCAUGUACGAGAGUCUCCGUAUGCCUUUACUCAUCGGAGACUGGGAUAUGGAGCAACAUCAAAUCACUGCAGCUGAAAUUUUUACCUCUGGAACGAGCCAGUACUUUGAUUGGGAAUUCUAUUUGCUGGUUACUUCCGGUGCAUCCUCAAAAUGUCAUACUUGAGUUUGAUCUGGAUAAGCACACCCUAGCUAUGACAGAGCUGCCAGCACCUGUAGAACCCUAUAAAAAGUUAUGGAUUGUGCCGGCCGAAGAUGGUGGGCUUGGCUUCAUCCAUCUCUCACAAUUUCACGCCAAAUUAUGGAAGAGAAAGCCUGAUUCUAAUGGUUUGGAUGUUUGGGUGCUCAAUAGAGCUAUUGAGUUUGAGGAGCUCAGACCAACUUGCAUUGGACACCCUCUCGCUUUAGUGGGGUUUGCCGAGGCGAGUAAUGCAGUCCUUGUACAGACAGAUUCUGGUGUCUUCAUGGUUUAUCUCCAGUCAACGGGGUUUAAGAAACUUUCCAAUCUGAGUGUCUUCUGUCUCCAUUAUCCAUUUGAAUAUUUCUAUCCUGCAGGUACUGGCACUGGUGAUGGACAUGGUGGAGAUGAGGUGUUGAACAAUAUAUGAGAUGGUUGUCUGAUGAGACAUGCUAGUAUGAUGCGAUGACUGAUAAGGUGGACGUAACAUUAUCGGUUGGAGGUGUCCAUGGGGAUAUCUAUAGUAUUUUAGUAUUUGUUGGU